Molecule: messenger RNA, 1119 nt
Organism: Monopterus albus (swamp eel)
Lineage: Eukaryota; Metazoa; Chordata; Actinopteri; Synbranchiformes; Synbranchidae
Gene: tcf21
Product: transcription factor 21
Exons: 2
Coding region: 250-774 (174 amino acids)
Biological process (GO): regulation of transcription by RNA polymerase II; developmental process
Molecular function (GO): RNA polymerase II transcription regulatory region sequence-specific DNA binding; DNA-binding transcription factor activity, RNA polymerase II-specific; protein dimerization activity
Source: RefSeq, a predicted model, not a curated record
CUCAUCCAAGGUCCAUUGGGGUCCUACAAACCGUUGGGAACCAGCACUGGUGUCUCCUCCCUGCAUGAGGUAACGCCCUCUAUGGUCACGGAGAUAAAACGUCUGCUCCUUUCUGCUCUGUCCACGCACAGUUAGCGGUUCUUGACACGCCACUAAAGCGUGUGUUUGCCAACCCUGUUCAUUCCUGCCCAGCCGAAGCUUCCCGCUCCCAUGUUUUGAGCCCGCUCCAGUUGGAGACUCCAGUUCACCAUGUCCACCGGGUCUCUAAGCGAUGUCGACGAUGAGCUCCUUGACGGCAUCCUGAAGUUUGGCUCCUCUGGCAAAGACUCAAACGAGAGCACAGAAGAGAGCUCCAAUUGCGAGGGCACUUGCGCAAGCGACGACCGGAGAGGCGCGCCGGGCAAGAAAAGGAAGACAGCGUCCCGGAAAACGGCACCCAAGGGUGUCGCACAAAAGGAGGGCAAGCAGGUGCAGAGGAACGCGGCCAACGCCCGGGAGAGAGCCAGGAUGCGCGUCCUGUCCAAGGCCUUCUCCCGGCUGAAGACUUCCUUACCCUGGGUUCCGCCGGACACCAAGCUCUCAAAACUGGACACCCUGCGCCUCGCCUCCAGCUACAUCGCGCACCUCCGGCAGAUACUGGCCAACGACAAAUAUGAAAACGGAUAUAUCCACCCUGUUAACCUGACGUGGCCUUUCAUGGUUGCAGGUAAACCGGAGAACGAUUUGAAGGAGAUGCUGAAUACAACAAGGUUAUGUGGAACGACGGCGUCUUGAUGCAGCCACACGGACACCUCAGUAUGUUUCUCAAGGGAACCGCUCAUUUCCAAGAAAAACCUUGUGACUGAAAUGCACGUUUCGUCUCCGCAGGCUCUGAGUGGGAAUUACGCAGGGAGUAUGUCCUUUCAUUCGUUCCCGUAAAGAAAAGUAGAAUUUUAUUUAAACUCAUUAUGUCACUUAGUGUUGUCUUUGCUGGUUCAAAGGUAAACUAUGUGUAUUAAAUGGCUUGUUUAUACACUGCCGAUGCAUAUUUACUCAUGCAGGCCUGUUUUGGCAGCUGCGUUAGGCCUAUAUGGAUGGAAAAGUGUCCACUCCUUCAAAUGGUUGUACAGAUUACAUGUA